GUUGUAGACAGUACUUUAUACAUUUUCUUAUAUCUCAUUAAUAAAAAUUAUUUUUUUAAAUAUUUAGUAAUUUUAUGAGUUGCUUAAUAAAGUAAUAUAAAAUGAUGAAUAUUCAUUUUAACAAUUUUAUAAAAGCACUAAAAAAUGUUGAACGCAUUAUUUUUCAUAGCAUGUUCGGGGGGCCACCAAAAGAAUUAGCUUUAGUUGGAAUCAAUGAAAGAACAUGUGAACCCAUAAAAAAAAUAUCAAUUAAAGAUAUUGCUGGAGAUGGUAUUGUUUUGGCUGUUCCCAAAUUCCGAAGAACUGUUGAAAAAAGAUGGAACAGGAAAUAUGGCUCACCAGAAUAUAUAUGGAAAAUGUUAGUGCCAAAAACUAACAUUAAAGUUUGUUCUGAAUGUGGUCAUCAUCAUGAGAAUGGAAGACUAUGUGGAAAUUGUUAUAAAAAAGUUGAGAUAGAAACUAAUGAAAUUAAAGAAAGAAUUCAAGAAAAAUUAGCAAACACUGCUAUUGACAAAGAUGUUGUAGUGCUGUAUGAAGGAGAAAAAGUGCCAGAUCAACCCAAUGAAUUUUGGAAAGGAAAAAGGAUAAUAGAGAUGAAAAAAGAAAGACCCCAAUGGUUCAGCAAGAAUCUACUACAGAAAUCAACUCAACAACCUUCUACCUCCACUGCUGUGAAACCAACGGAUCUGGCAUAAUUUUAAAAAUAUAUGUAUAGUUACUAUGUAGUAUAGAUAAUAGUAUUACAUAAAUUUUAAUGUUGAGUAAACUUAGGUUUUAUUUAUACUCACGAGUUUCUACCUACAUGGCUUUAUUUAUAACAUUAAUAAUAAUGU
This is a messenger RNA of Achroia grisella, 833 nucleotides long. It is a transcript of the gene mRpL32, whose product is annotated as large ribosomal subunit protein bL32m. The record is from RefSeq and is a predicted model, not a curated record. The transcript has 4 exons. Bases 102 to 695 code for a protein of 197 amino acids. Gene Ontology annotation, molecular function: structural constituent of ribosome. Lineage: Eukaryota; Metazoa; Arthropoda; Insecta; Lepidoptera; Pyralidae. Gene Ontology annotation, biological process: translation. Gene Ontology annotation, cellular component: mitochondrial large ribosomal subunit.